AUGGCUAAGUUCCGCGAACAAUAUGAGAACUAUAGAAGCAAGGUGCGAGCUUCACUCACACGCGCCGGUCUGAUCGACGACCCUACGAAACGAAAGAGACUGCAGGAUGCCAUCGACUUUAAAGGUAUCUGCGAGGACAUGUGUCCAGAGUACGAGAAGAUCACAAGAAUCACAGAGCACGAUGUUCCCACACCGGAAAAGGACCCGCAGACAACAUUUGCAAGCACAUCGCGGAUGGUCAAGAAGCUAGCACGAUCCGCCGCCGGCCAAGAAGCGCCCUUACCGAUGGACGUGUUAUCUGUGCCGACUUUGCGAAAGUCGUUCAACUAUCUUGUGGACGACCUGCUGCGAAACGACGAUAAUCUGCCUACGCUGCAUGGCUACCUCUGGGAUCGAACGCGAGCGAUUCGACGAGACUUUAGCUUUUUCUCAGCACUCAGCGUUGAAGACAUGAAAAUCCAAGCAUCGGUACUGGAGGAAAUCGCCCGAUUCCAUGUCACAGCUCUGCACUUGCUGUCUGAGGGUGGGAAAGCGCCUGAAGACUUCGUGGAGCAGCAGGAACUGGAACAGCUGGGUAAAGCUCUCCUCACCUUACGUGACAUCUACGAUGAUUGCAAGGCACAGGGCUCACCGUGCGAAAACGAACCGGAAUUCCGCGCAUACCAUCUGCUGUUCCGAGCCAACGAUCCUAACAUUCUCGAAAAUCUACAACCAAGCCUGUGGGAAUUCGACAUCAUCAGAACUGCGGCUUCGCUGGUAGAAGCGCUGCAGGAUACGUCAACUUUCCACGGUCCGCUGAAGGCCGGUCCAUCCCUCGCUACGGGUGGCUCGCACAACGCCUACUUCAGGAUUGUCAAGGAUGAAUCGGUCUCUUACACCAUGGCCUGCUUUGCAGAAUGUCAUUUUCCCCAGCUCCGCCGCUCUAUUCUCCGGUGUCUGAAGAAAGCGCUCUCACGGCCAAGAGAGCCGUCACGCGAUGUCACAGCAGCCGCCUUAAACAAACACCUGCAGUUCGAUACUGUAGAGGAGGCAAUUGCAUUUGCGGAACGCCACGACAUCAAAUUUCAACCUAACCAGCAGAAUCCAGCGGAUCGGAGACUCAGCUGUGCCGUGUUUCAUAAUUCGUCGGACCUACCCAGCCACCGACUCCAACAUCAAUUUUCAAGGACUCUCGUUGAGAAUAAGCGCGGCUCCCGGUCUCUGCCCGAAAUCAUACACGAAACCGUCUUUAAUGACGCUACAAACUUCGGGCAGAAUGACGCUUCUCUCGCCAAAGAGGGAAGUCUCUUCGUGCAGGAUGGAUCUGCCAAUGCGCGGUUUGGCAUGGCCCCUCCACCGCCAAAAAAUCCCUUUGGUGGUUUUGUUCAACCAACGACCAAUGGAAGCACCACAAGCAACCCCUUGAAAAAAGCUCCCGCAGCAGCUGAUCAAGCUAAGUCGAGUUUCUUUACGCCGGAUGCAAAGCCACCGCAAACUGCACCGCCACCAGCACCCGCAUUUGAGUUGAAGUCUACCGGGACAGCCAUUCCUACGUUCAGCUUUGGGGGUACUCAGAAAAGUAAUCCAUUCGCCACGACUCCAGCUUCGAAGACGAACGCGGUGCCUAGUGAGCCAGCAAAAGAUGCUGGCUCUGCUGCCAAAUCGGAUGCUGAUGCAGACUUUGAUGCAAAGCAUGAGGCAUACUUCGGACAAAAUAGAACGGGCACACUUGAGGCUGCCCCAGCAACGGCAGUCAAGGACUUCAAUAAGCCCUCCGUCGGUUUCACUGGCAGUAGCCCAAGUGCUUCAAAAACGUCAGCUGCAAUCUCUUCUGCCACGCCUUCUAAGGCCUCGCCUGCUGCAUCUGGGUACGCCGGCUUUAACAUGGGGACCUCGAAACCUCCAGCUGAGCCAUCGCCUACACCGCCACAUACUACCUUGCCUGCUUUUGUUGGCUUCUCACCGCAACCUCAAUCGAAAGCACCGGCCGAAGCAGCGAAGAGUUCAACCCCGCCAGGCUCGCCGGCACGAGCAACACCUCCCACACAACCUGCAUUCACGCAAACGCCGAAAACGUCAGAGGCAUCAGUGCCAAGCAAGUCAAACUCAAUACUCAGUUCAUUUACGCCUCCAUCGAAUCCGCCGGCAUUUCUAGGUAGUGCGAUUUCGCCUGCUGUAGACCCGCCCGUUGCAGCUCCUUCAGUGCAACCGCCAACUUCUCCACAACCCAAGCGUGAUCGAUUGUUAGACUUCACGAGAUGGUUUGUGGAAGGCGACGAUGGAUUAAUGACUGAGUUUCAACAGCACUUCUUGGAUGGACUGCUCACACCCGUCUUUGUGGAGUGGCAGCAGAAGGCGGAGGAAAAGCGCCAACGCGAGGAGGAAGCGCGGGAUAAUGCCGCCGCAGACAACUUCAGGCGAGAGCACUUGUGCGUGCGAUACUUUUACCGGUGGAAGGCUCAGGCAAAGAACAAGCGAUUGAGGUUUCUGCGUCGCAGUGGGCGCGACCAGUUCAGAAACUUCUCUCGGGCUCAGCAGAUGGCGUCACGCAUUCCGCAAGCCACACCAAAAUCUCAGCCCAAGGUCCCGCCUAUCCCGCAGCCAAUCCGUGAGCAAGCCCUUAUGGAGGGCCUCCGCCGAAGUCAAGCCAAGAAACGCUACAUCCCACCCGCGACACCGUCCUCGACUGUGGACGUUAGUAAGACCAGGGACUCUGCCGCAGCCAUCGGGCGCCACUUUAACUUGCCGAUGCCCCAGAGUGGGACGUCUUCUCCAGCACGGUCAAGGUCAAGCUCCGUGUCGAAAGGAGGCUCAAAGACCAGGGCGCUACGUGAAGCACUGCUUGGCACGGAACCGGGACGUUUCCGGCGCUCUCUGCCCUCGAUUGCCUCUAGUGAAGAUUCAAGAGCAGAGAGCGUGCGGAGCAGCAAAGUCUCGGAACGUUGGCGGCUCAAAGCUAUGGGCAUCGUCCAGCUCCCUGACGGCACUGCCGUGCCUGAAAGCCUCAUGAAUGACCGGCGAUUCCACGCGUACAACCGGCCAUCGUACAGGGCCUCUUCGAUCGCCAGUACAGCGUCCCGACGGCCGUCGAUCAGCAGCAUUCCGCCGCCGCCCCCGUUCGAGAGCAGGCUGAACGGCACGACUCCCCCGGCCGUGUACGAAGACAACAAUAGCCACAAGCGGAAGCGGGCGAGCGUGGACAGCAUGGAACUGGUGGAGCAAGAAGACGACAUACCGCCCAACGGUCACAAGCGCGUCAUGAGCGACGCCAAGGACCUAGUCAAGGAGCUGCGGAUGCUGCGGGAGGAAAUGGAAGAAGGGACGCUGUGGUUCAGGUCACAGAAUGAGCGUCUACAUUCCGAGAUCUCAAGCCGAGGAGGCACUCCCAUGGAUGACAGCUUCUAG
Molecule: messenger RNA, 3384 nt
Organism: Cordyceps fumosorosea ARSEF 2679
Lineage: Eukaryota; Fungi; Ascomycota; Sordariomycetes; Hypocreales; Cordycipitaceae
Product: MCM3-associated protein
Exons: 2
Coding region: 1-3384 (1127 amino acids)
Biological process (GO): mRNA export from nucleus
Cellular component (GO): transcription export complex 2; nucleus; cytoplasm
Source: RefSeq, a predicted model, not a curated record